AUGGUGUCCAUGGGCGCGUGGAGGCGUCGCGCGCCCGACGACUGCGAGGAGCGCUCCGAACCCGGCGCCUCCAGCUCGGGCGUGCCGCGCGCGGCCCCCAACUGCGCGCGCUGCCGCAACCACCGACUCAAGGUCGAGCUGAAGGGACACAAGCGCUACUGCAAGUACCGGUACUGCACCUGCGAGAAGUGCCGGCUGACCGCCGACCGGCAGCGAGUGAUGGCGCUGCAGACAGCUUUGAGACGUGCGCAGGCGCAGGACGAAGCGAGAGCGCGGGCGAUGGAGGCGGGCUUGCAAGCGCCGGGUGUUGAAUUGGAAAGACCGGAGCCCCCGAUAGUUAAAGCGCCCCGUAGUCCAGUGGUGCCGCCGCCCGCGCCUCGUUCCUUGGGCUCGGCCAGCUGUGAUUCCGUCCCGGACUCUCCCGGUGUGUCUCCUUACGCGCCCCCUCCGCCACCGCCGUCGGCUCCGCCGCCAUCGAACAUGCCGCCGCUGCUGCCGCCCCAGCAACCCGGUUAG
Chilo suppressalis (striped riceborer) is the source of this 516-nucleotide messenger RNA. The record is from the annotation of a GenBank genome assembly. NCBI's taxonomy places the organism in Eukaryota, Metazoa, Arthropoda, Insecta, Lepidoptera, Crambidae.